This is a messenger RNA of Protopterus annectens (West African lungfish), 3167 nucleotides long. Its product is annotated as mitogen-activated protein kinase 12-like. The transcript has 10 exons. The record is from RefSeq and is a predicted model, not a curated record. Gene Ontology annotation, cellular component: cytoplasm; nucleus. Gene Ontology annotation, molecular function: ATP binding; MAP kinase activity. Gene Ontology annotation, biological process: protein phosphorylation; intracellular signal transduction. NCBI's taxonomy places the organism in Eukaryota, Metazoa, Chordata, Ceratodontiformes, Protopteridae. Bases 1 to 885 code for a protein of 294 amino acids.
AUGGAUAAGGAAGAUGGAGGUUUAGGAUUAAUAAACCCAAUUGUUUAUGCUGUUUCUUUGAAUUUGUAUAGCAUUUUAUUUUGGAUAAACUGUAAAAAUGAAAACUACCUGGUGAUGCCUUUCAUGGGAACCGACCUUGGCAAGAUAAUGAAGCAUGAGAAAUUAACUGAAGAUCGUAUCCAGUUCCUUGUUUAUCAAAUCUUAAAAGGCCUUAAGUAUAUCCACUCUGCAGGGAUUAUACACCGGGAUCUCAAGCCUGGAAACCUAGCAGUAAAUGAAGAUUGUGAAUUAAAGAUACUGGACUUUGGGUUGGCACGACAUGCUGACACAGAAAUGACAGGCUACGUGGUCACCAGGUGGUACAGAGCCCCAGAGGUUAUUCUAAACUGGAUGCAUUAUACUCAGACAGUUGAUAUCUGGUCGGUCGGCUGUAUUAUGGCAGAGAUGAUUACUGGACGAACACUCUUCAAAGGAAACGAUCAUCUGGACCAACUGACAGAGAUAAUGAAAGUUACUGGUACACCAACUCAGGACUUUGUUCAAAAGCUACAGAGUCAAGAAGCAAAAAAUUACAUUAAGUCUCUACCAAAAGUGCAGAAGAAGGACUUUGCAGCUUUUCUGAAAUAUGCUUCCCCCUUAGCUGUAAAUUUCCUGGAAAAGAUGCUGGUAUUAGAUGCUGAGAAGCGUAUUACAGCAGCAGAAGCACUGGCCCAUCCGUACUUUGAACAAUUCCGAGAGCCGGAUGAAGAAACGGAAGCAGAAACAUACGAUGAUACAUUGGAUAAUAUGACUCUACCUCUUGCUGAAUGGAAACGACACACGUAUAUGGAAUUGAUUACUUUUGUGCCCCCACAGCAAUCUGAAUCAAAGGAAACAGCAGUGUGACCUCAGGAGUCAAAUUUGUCUCAAGUCAAACAAAUUGAGCUGGAUGUACAUUUUUAACACAAAUUAUAGUUGUAAAUGUUUGAUUUGUAAAUUGGAUGUAAUCUUUUCUGUUCAUAUAUAUUUCAAUUAUUUGUAUUAUGUGGGGUAGAGACUUUUGAAACUACAGUACCUUUGUCAUGGAAUGCUUGAAUUUAAGUACACAGUAAGUCACUAGGCCAUUGCUGGUGUCUUCCUAAUAAUCAAAGGUCGUGGCAUCUUUCUGUUGCUUGAUGUGUCUGCCUACAGAAUACUUAUGUAUAUUGUUAUAAAAUUCUAAAUAGUGACCUGUAGAUAUGAGGGAUACAAUAUACUGUAGUCAUAUUCAAACUGUCUUACUGCUCUGUAGAGUCGCAUCACAUCCAUACUCCCUGCAAUCCUUAGCCACAGCAGAGAUGUAGAUUUAAUGCAGACACAAAGACAGAGAGACAGCAGGUUUAUGUAUCCUUAACACCACCAACACACACACACACACACACACAUGCAAAUGAACCCACUGCCCUGUAGCUUAUGUCUGAAUGACCAGCGUUAUGUCCUGUAGCUUAUGUCUGAAUGACCAGCGUUAUGUCCUGUAGCUUAUGUCUGAAUGACCAGCGUUAUGUCCUGUAGCUUAUGUCUGAAUGACCACCGUUAUGUCCUGUAGCUUAUGUCUGAAUGACCAGCAUUAUGCUGCAGUCAAGUGGGUAGUGCCAAACAUCAAAUCAAUAUCAUCAUAGCUUUCUGUCGUAAAACACAUUUGGUGAAAACAAUGCAACUAAUCACUUCAAUGGUUAUUUAAAGAGCACCCAAAGCACACCAGUCCAAGGCAUAAUUCCCUUACUAUUUGUUAGCAAAAGCAGGAAUGUUUGAAACUCCUUGGCUAUUGCUGUGACGCUGAGGUUUAUAAGUUUUAAACUACCAGUUGCUAUCUCCCAGGAAUGGUACCUCAUAGGAUCAUAGGACGUUACUAGACUAUUGGCCCUGAGGCCCUUAUAAGCCUAGCCAAGAGUUUAGCCCACUCACAGGCAUAUUUAAUAAUGAGUUGAUUAGGAGAUGCAAGCUUUGUCUAUAAGACUCAAGAGAGUUUUGCCCCCACAUUCUUAUUUCUGCUUUACAAAAUCUAUUAUUUUGAACCACGUUUGUAAAUGUUGACUUUAGGGGUACAGCAGUCAGAAAUGUAUGUAUCAAAUUAAUGUACAAUGGGAAAUGUUUAUAUAGUUGCAUGUGAUAUAUGUUCAUUGAGAGUCAUGAAAAGAACAGUCAGCAUUGGAGAAAGAGAUUUAUGCAAAUACAACACUAUUCAGUAACAUCUGAGAGGGUGAAAAUGACUGGCUUUAAAUAAAGGUAACAAUAGUCUGGCUGUAGCCUGCUCCAUCAUCAACCAAAUCAAGAUUGUUUUUCUUUUAGCCUUUAGUCGUUAAUCUUUCCAUCUUGUCUUUACUUGGUCUAUAUAAAGAAUAUAUGCUUUGGAACUAACCCCAAUGUGUUUUACAGCAAAACUGUACAUGUAAGAAUUUAUACACAAACGAUUUGUGCAACACAAAUUUACAUUUGUUACCACUUGGUUUAGUGCUCCUUGUCAGAACUGGGCCCACAGUGUUUUGCAAGAGUACCAGACUUUCAGAAAUGUGUAGUUCUGAUUGCCUUGAGGACACAGAACAAAAUUACUUAUAGAAUAUGUAGGUAGACCUUAAAAGUAAUCGAGCCUUAAAUGGUUAUUUACUAAUCUGCUCACACCGACUGCUUAGAGAACUUAAACUGCCUGCUCUAUUUUGAGAUCUUUUACAUGUUUGGUUCAAGUGACCCAUCAUCAGACUACAAUGCUGCGCUCAAUAUUAGCACAUUUUAGUGCCACAUCCAACCCAAAGUAUUACAUAUAUAUUUUUUUUUGUUGAUGUUUAUAAUAGCAAAUGUUCUUGGAAAGUACAAGUAUUUAGUUUGCUAUCAUUUCUUGAAGACUAUAGUGCCUUUGAUUACCUCAGAUAACUGCAGACAAACUCUCGUUAGCUUUGCCUUUUUAUACUGAAUUGUGCCAUUUAUGAAAACUGUGUCACGGGGUUCUUUAAUUUCAAAAUCUGCUUUUUCAAGCUCCUUUUAGUUAAUAGUGUAAAUAUAUUCAUUGAUGUAUAAUUUCUUUCUGAAUACCAAAACUUGUCUGAUUUUUUUCUGUCACACUUUUCUUUCAGAAAAUGGUACUGCAAGCGGGUGUAUUUGAUGGGGGCUUUUUGCAAAUAAACUUCUAUGGGGGUGACCUCAGUAUAAAGAAA